GGUGUCGCCUGCACCAAUCAGGUGGCGCCCCAUCACGCACCUCCCUUCCCUCCUGAGCCGAGCCUCUGGCCUGGCGAGCGGAAGGGGCGGACUGAAGACUCCGGAGCGCGUUCGCUCCUUGACACUUUUGCUGCGGAGGGAUGGCGCGGGGAGUCUCGGCGCUCUGUGGGAUGCUGCGGCGGUGGCUCUGCUUAGGACCGAGCUUGCUGUUCCUUCAGCUGCUGCUUGUGUGUCCUCCGGGCCCGGCUGGAGCUGGCCAGCUCUCCAAGUGGCGGCUACCGGCGCCCAUGGGGAAGAAUUUGUUUAACUUUGGAAAGAUUCUCUUCAACAACACUACCAUUUUCCUAAAGUUUGAUGGCAAUGCAUCAGCAUGUGAUCCUUCUCAGAGUUACAAUGUCACCUGGUACUUGAGAUAUUCUGAUUGCUAUAAUGAAGUCUUCGAUUUUGGGGAUAAGCAGACCGAGGGAGAUUUUUCGGAAGAAAUUCGAGGCUGGUCAAGGCACUAUGCUAAGUCUACACUCUUUUUCCCCAACUGCUCUGAGCUCUUCAAACCACAGUUUUUCUACAAAGAAUUUCUUCGUCCAGAAGACUUCUCACAAGAAAAAUCAGAGGAUAAGAGACAGAAUGGAACGAACCACACUUCAGAAGCAGAUAAGCCUGCAAUGAAUGCUGUGAUGAAAACCUGGAAAGAUGGACCUUAUAUCUUUAUUGUGCAAAUAGGAGUUUCACCCUUGAAAGAGGCCAGUGUCAAAGAAAAAAGAAUGACAAAUGAAUGGUUACCAAAAGUUAUGGCUACCUCUAAUCCACAAGAAACCCUUAUUACCAUGAUUGUGGAAGUCAAGGGGCCAUAUGAGUACCUUUCUCUUGCAGAUUAUCCCCUUAUGAUUUUUUUCAUGGUGAUGUGUAUAGUAUACGUGUUGUUCGGAGUUCUGUGGCUUGCCUGGUCAGCCUGCUACUGGCGAGACCUUUUGCGGAUUCAGUUCUGGAUUGGAGCAGUUAUUUUACUGGGAAUGUUGGAGAAAGCUGUUUUCUAUGCAGAAUUUCAGAAUAUCCGCUACAAAGGAGAAUCUGUCCAGGGGGCAGUGAUACUGGCUGAGCUGCUUUCGGCACUGAAACGUUCACUUGCUCGAACUCUUGUUAUCAUAGUGAGCCUGGGAUAUGGGAUAGUCAAACCCCGUCUUGGAGUAACCCUGCAUAAAGUAGUUGUGGCUGGAACACUCUAUUUAUUAUUUUCUGGCAUGGAAGGUGUCCUUAGAGUUACAGGGGCACAGAAUGAUCUUGCCUCCUUGGCUUUUAUUCCACUGGCUUUCCUAGAUACUGCCCUAUGCUGGUGGAUAUUCAUCAGCUUGACUCAGACAAUGAAACUACUAAAACUUCGGAGAAAUGUUGUGAAGCUCUCUCUCUACCAACAUUUCACCAACACUCUCAUCUUGGCAACAGCAGCAUCUGUUGUUUUUAUCAUCUGGACCACCGUGAAAUUCAGACUAGUAAAUUGUCAAUCGGAUUGGCAGGAGCUGUGGGUGGAUGAUGCCAUCUGGCGGCUUUUGUUUUCAAUGAUUCUUUUUGUCAUCAUGGUUCUUUGGAGGCCGUCAGCCAACAAUCAGAGGUUUGCUUUUUCACCAUUGGCUGAGGAAGAUGAAGAUGAUGAACAGAAGGAGCCAAUGCUGAAAGAAAGCUUUGAAGGAAUGAAAAUGAGGAGUUCAAAACAAGAACUGAAUGGAAAUCCUAAAGUCCACAAAGCAGAAGAUGACCUGAAAUGGGUAGAAGAGAAUGUUCCUUCUUCAGUAACUGAUGUUGCACUCCCAGCGCUUCUGGAUUCAGAUGAGGAAAGAAUGAUCACACAUUUUGAAAGAUCAAAAAUGGAGUGAAAGGGGAGGAAAUAGACUGCUUGUGAUCAGGGAAAAUGAGGAAAUUUGUCUUCCUUCCAAUGUUCCAGUGUUGCAUUCUUCUGAUGUGUUCUGCAGUCCUUCAUCCCUGCAGCUGAACAUUGUUCUAAGAGGGAGAACAUUUUACUUGGGUCACUUUGGAAGGGAGUGACAAAUAUGUUGGUAAACCUGAGAAAACAUUUGAAUUUGCAUUGUUUCUGCAAGUUGGUUUUAUAAGCAAUUUAAAUGUCUCUUAUUACAGCCCAUUCUGUUGUUUUUGAACUAUUUAAGUGAAACUAAAUUUUUAACAACUGUCUGAGGAACUUUUAAUUCAAUAUUACAGCUAAAUCCCAUACAUUUUAAACAAAAGAGGCAGAGGAAAAAGGGUUAUGGAUGGUUGCCUUACAAGCCAGCAAGGGUGAUCCAUGCAGAAAUGCAAGUUAGGGCAUGUAGGCAAUUACCAGCAGUCUGCACGCAUGAGAAGGAACUGCAUGUGGUGGUAAAUCCUGCAUGCAGCACUUGGGGCUGUACAUAGGGAGGGAGAAACUGAGUCCUAUCUCUCCUCUGCUUCCUAACUGAGGAUUGGCACUGGCAGAGCUGGCAGCAUCAAUCAUUAUAUGAGAUGCUUGUGCAGGGUAUUGUGUAUGCAUCCUGCUAGAAUCUAUAAAUCGGGGUAAGUACUUUUCUUUUUUCUUUCCUUGGAUACAGCAGUCGUUGACUGAAGGCUGUGGCAUCUGGCUUGGGAGAGGGAGAGAGGUUUGGAAGAAGGAAUUCUUGCUUAUGUAAAAUAGUCAAUAUAUGUCAAGGGAAGUAUUUGGAAAAAAAUAUGGUUCCUAAUGGUUUUAGCAAAAUCAAGUGCAAUUUUAUUCACCCCACUGUGUAGGAAAUAUUUUUUAAUUUUAAAUUUUACUUAGAAGCGAUAAUUGCUUAACUCUUAAGAUUUGUUGUGGCAUCUCAUUGCUGGCAAUGGGGUGUGAGCGUAAGCAGUUAAUUGUUCAGAGCAAUGUGUGAUGUAAAAACACCCCAGCAACAGUUUGCUAUCCUUAACUGGAUCCAUGCCUGUCCUUUGUUUUCAAUAUUGUUGUAUUGGAAUCUGUUAGACUCACAAAAGCACUCUAGCCAACUGAACCAACCCUGUAUAACUGGUCCACUUGACUUUAUUAUGAUUUGCCAAGCGCUGAUGACACAUCCUAUUUUUGAAGUUUCAGAUGUACAGCAAAAACAAAUUGGUUAUCUAGCCCCUCCAUGAGGCAUGUUUCUGGAGGCCUGCUCUGAAUUAUUGCAUAUAUAAAAGUCAUCUUUCCUUGAUUUGCUGUACAUGUAAACAUUAUAUUCAGUACCCACAGUCCUUUUGCAAUUCUAAAGCAAGCAGCUCCUGAAUAAGCAGCUGCUUUACAUGUACACAGCAGCAUUUCCUCAUCCUAAUAGCCUUUCCCCUUCAUAGAAUCAUAGAGUUGGAAGGGACCUCCAGGGUCAUCUAGUCCAACCCCCUGCACAAUGCAGGAAACCCACCAAUACCUACCCCAAAUUCACAGGAUCUUCAUCGCUGUCAGAUGCCAUCUAGCCUCUGUUUAAAAACCUCCAAGGAAGGAGAGCCCACCACCUCCUGAGGAAGCCUGUUCCACUGAGAAAUCGCUCUAACAGUCAGGAAGUUCUUCCUAAUGUUGAGCCAGAAACUCUUUUGAUUUAAUUUCAACACAUUGGUUCUGGUCCUACCUUCUGGGGCCAUAGAAAACAAUUCAGCACCAUACUGUAUUUGACAGCUCUUCAAGUACUUGAAGAUGGUGAUCAUAUCUCCUCUCAGCCGCCUUCUCUCCAGGCUAAACAUGCCCAGCUCCUUCAAUCUUUCCUCAUAGGACUUGGUCUCCAGACCCCUCACCAUCUUCGUCACCCUCCUCUGGACUCGUUCCAGCUUGUCUAUAUCCUCCUUAAAAUGUGGUGCCCAAAACUGACACAAUACUCUCCAAUACACAGUACUCUCCCUGCCCCAAAGGCCCAUUCUUUAUACCGCCAUACCUUCCAUGGAGCCAAGGGACAGCCUUACUUCUUCCAGUCCCCCCCCCCCCCCCCGCAACAUGCAUACUUUGUCCCUCUCUUGCCAACAUAAACCUGCCACCUCCAUGGAAAUGCUCCUGUCCCUUUCCUUGGAAUCUUUGCCUCUUAAAGCAACUGUGUUGCAAAGACCUAAGAGUGGAGUGGCGAAAGGAAUCCUAGGAAAGUUCUGGUGAAGGUGUGAGUGCGCAUGCAAGCUGUCUUAGUAAAUACAAUGCUACCUGAGAGAAAUAGAUUCAUGCUUCUGACAUCAGUGUGCAAUUAAUGAAUUUUUGCCAGUUCAUGCCUUUAGGAGCUGUGAUAGGGAUUGGGGAGGCACGGUGUUUGCUAUUGGGAUGAAUGGAGAAGUUGAAAGGCAAGCAAGGGGCCUACGUACAGUAGAACAGUGCAGGAGGCUCAGGCAGGGGGUAGGGGUCUUCGGCCAGUCCCUCCCACAGCAUAGUUUUUUCCAAAAUGAUAGAGCCUGCCCAGCACGAAGUCACUUCUGGGUGAUGUCAUUACGUUGAAUGUACCAGUGCUCCUCAAGGGUGGGGCUUUCCCACCAGCCAGUUCCGUGGCGGCAGGUUGGAGGCCCCAAAAUCAGGGGAACCACCUUCCUCAGCGGGAGGUUGGAAACCCUGCUGGUGUUUGUGAAAAAGACUUCCCAGAAAAUUGAGUUUGCCCCUGGGAAGAUACUAAAGUAUUACUAAAGGGGCAAUUUCAGUUUACCUGUUAUAAAUAUGACUGGAAUAAUUCUGUUUUGGAAAACUUCUAGGAAGUAAUGGGCAGAUAGUAUUUGAAAUUUUUCGAAUUUGGGUGCCAACAUUUGAGGUUUUUCACUGAUAUCUGGUAUAUUCAUUGUAACAGCAACAGCAGGACCUAGGGUUGCCAACUCCAGGUUUUGAAAUAACUGGAGAUUUGAGGGAAGAGUGUGGGGUUUAGGUAAGGAAGAAACCUGGGUAGGUUAGAAUGACAUACAGUCAACCUUCCAGAGCAGCCAUUUUCUACAGGAGAAGGGGAAUAAAAUAUUUUAAAUAAAUGAAUAAAAAGUUCUCUACAUAGUCUGGAGAUCAGUUGUAAUUCCAGGAGAUCCCCAGUCCCCACCUGGAGGGUGGUAACCCUAGGAGAACUAAAAAAAACCAUGUUUUGGUUAAAAAUUUAAAAUUAUUUCAAAAUUUUGGAUUUUGACUGAAAUUCAUGAAUUGGUCAGUGCUUAAAUUCUGUACUCCCAGUUUGUUUUAGCUGUAUGUAUAAGUGGUUUGGGAAUGGGUUUCCUUUAACUUACAGGAACUUUUUCAUUUGAUUGGGUCUGAGUUGUAGAUUUCUGUUCUGUAUAAAUAAAAUUCCUUUUUUUUUCUUAAACUGGA
Messenger RNA from Heteronotia binoei (common prickly gecko), 5263 nucleotides. RefSeq names its product transmembrane protein 87A (gene TMEM87A). Gene Ontology annotation, cellular component: Golgi cisterna membrane; Golgi apparatus. The transcript is spliced from 20 exons. The record is from RefSeq and is a predicted model, not a curated record. Gene Ontology annotation, biological process: retrograde transport, endosome to Golgi. Lineage: Eukaryota; Metazoa; Chordata; Lepidosauria; Squamata; Gekkonidae. Bases 141 to 1868 code for a protein of 575 amino acids.